Molecule: messenger RNA, 2171 nt
Organism: Zeugodacus cucurbitae (melon fly)
Lineage: Eukaryota; Metazoa; Arthropoda; Insecta; Diptera; Tephritidae
Gene: sNPF
Product: short neuropeptide F
Exons: 7
Coding region: 877-1752 (291 amino acids)
Source: RefSeq, a predicted model, not a curated record
AGUCGGCACACAUUCGUUUCUAACGCGUGCCGCUGAAAGCAACUCGCUAAACGACAGCCCGAUAGUAGACUACAGCAGUUAUAUUCAAACUACCAAGUUUUGUUGUUAACAAAGUUGUUACCAAAAGUCUCAUUUAGAUCCAAUAGCAGAAUUUUUGUGAAAUAACAGUAAAUUUGAAAAUUCGUUAAAAUUUUUGAAAAUUUUAUUCGCAGCUUUUAUGCAUUGUCGUGUGCUUGUGCAGCGUAAAAAAGUAACUUCAUUUUCGAGUGCAUACAAUUAGGCGCCAAACAAUAAGCGUGUGAAAUAUUGCAAUUAGUAAUCGGUGUAAGCUGUGUAAUUGACUGUGGUCGUGUGACAUUUAAUUUGAAAAAAACACUUCCAAUUGCUCUCACUCGCUAAUAGCUACUGCAUUUGCAUACAUAUACAGAUAUAUAUCUGUAUAGCUUUGUGUAUAGCCCACUAAAAACUAAAACAUUCUAACGCUUUCACUAAGCUAACUCAGUUAGUUUUUUUGCACCAGCUGUCGCGUGUGGUAUUAGUGUCUUUGUGCGCUGAAAUAUUUACUUUUCAUCAAAAAACGCUGUGUUUGCUGCAAAAGGAGUGCGCGCGCUAAUAAAGCUAAAAAACUGAACAUAAUAAAGAAAAGAAAUUUUUAAUUGGAAAAAUUUGUAUAAGUGCGAAAAAGCGGUGGCUGACAAAGUAUUAACAGCUAACAAAAAAACUACUUUUGAAUAAAGAAAAAGUUAUACAGUGAUUUGCACGAUUUUUGAAGUAAUUGUACUGCUAAUCUAAACAGCAUUUGAACUGAAGGGGAAAAGUUUCAGGAAAAACAAAACAAAGCAACAACUGCAACAAAAAACCAAAACAGCAUUCAAAAUGUUCAAGUCAAACCACUUAGUGAGCUCAUUUCUCUUUGUCUGCAUUAGCGUUAUGCUGUGGCAACAAAGUGCCGCUGAUGUGCCGGACAACACCGCGCUUGCCAACUUAUACAAUAGCUUGCUGCAACGCGAAUAUGCCGGUCCAAUCGUUUUCCCCAAUCAUCAGGUUGAACGCAAAGCUCAACGGUCACCUUCUUUGCGACUACGUUUCGGUCGUCGCAGCGAUCCGGAUAUGUAUUUGCCCGCCGAGAAACGUUGGUUUGGUGAUGUAAAUCAGAAGCCAAUACGUUCACCAUCAUUGCGUUUACGUUUCGGUCGUCGCAGCGAUCCCAGCAUGCCACUGCAUAGCGAAUUUGAUGCUGUCAUGAACGAUUUGGCCGGUGCAAGCAACAAUGGUGGCAUAACUGAUGCCGAAGAAGCGGCUGCCUAUUAUGGUGAUGAGUACCCAGAAGAUAUGUAUGAUGCUGGUUUCGAACGUAUGGUACGUAAGCCACAGCGCUUGCGUUUUGGUCGCAGUCUGCCAAGAGUACAGAAUAAUAUCGAUGAUGAAUUGGAGCAUGAACAACUGCAACAAACCGAUGACUUCUUCAACUCACUGUUAACUUCGGAAAAAUUACACAACAUGUUGCUCUCACUCCGUCAAUAUGAUGCUGAACCUUUGUCCAGUGAUUUCAUGUCUCUAAACCACAACAAUGAUGACUUUCAACGUGAGGUACGCAAACCAUCGCCACUCCGUUUGAGAUUUGGCCGUAGCGCUGCUGGUGAUACCAACGAACAGAAGAAGGUCAUUGCACAAAAUGCCAUUAAUGUUGAAAAACCGGCGCCAGUUGCCACACAACAACAACAACCACAGCAAGCACAAGCCAAGAAUUAAAUGCUGAAAACUAAAAACCAAAAACAACAACAAAUAAACUAUGUAAUUGGCAAAGGCAGGAAAACUCACUGGCGCUGAAGAUGAAUUUCGAUGGAAGCAAAUUUUAACCCAUUAAAAAUAUAUAUUAAUUUAAUAUUAAUACAUACUAACGUACCCACAGAAAAAAAAAUGUGCGCAAUAUUGUUAUAACCUAACCUUGUAAACAUGCAAACAUACUAUGUGUCCAUACAAUUUAAUGUUAAACAAAAAAUAUUUAUGAAAAUAUUUAAUAAAUUAAAUAAUACUUAAAUUUGCUUAUACAUGUUUUUAUUUGACGAAAAGCUGUUGUGCAAUGCGGCAUUGUGUAAAAAAAAUGUUGGUUUUCUUUCACAAAAUCUUACUAAAAAAUUAUAUGUGAAACCACUUUUAUUUAUUAUUUU